AUGACGUCCCCUGCCGAAAUGUUAAAACUGGCCUCGGCAGUCGUGCCGCGAUAUGACGGUAACGAAAGUGAAGCAGAUAAUAUUAUAGCGGCGUUAACAGCAUUAAAGACAACAGUUAACGAACAAAACGCUCAAACAGCAAUCUGCAUUAUCGUGUCAAAACUAUCGAAAAAGGCAAAAACAGUAGUAGGAAGCGAGCCUACCUCAAUCGAUGACAUUAUAAAGAUCAUCAAAGAAAAGUGCAAAAGAAAAAGCACUCCGGAAACCCUUACUGCAACAUUAAAUGCAACAAAACAGCAGGGUAGCGCGGAAGAUUUUGCCAAUGAAAUUCAAAAUCUGGCAAAACAACUCGAGAAGGCUUACAUAGCAGAUCAAACUGCACCAGCCAAGGCCCUGCAGAAAGCAAACAAAGCAGGUAUAACAGCGUUUGCAAAUGGCCUGAAGAAAGAACAACACCAGACUAUUGUCAUGUCUGAACAGUGGCCGCUCUUCAUCUCCAGCUACGAGCACUCGACAGCAAUCUGCGGGUACUCCGACUACGAGAACCUGCUGAGGCUACAAAAGGCGUUGAAAGGAGCUGCGCUGGAAGCGGUCAGCUCGUUGUUGUUGCUGCCUUCCGGACUUAAGGAAGCCACAGACGUGCUCAAGCUACGGUUUGGGAGGCCGGAGGUGAUCGUUGAAAAUUUGAUGGAGAAAGUGAGACGUUUGCCAGCCCCACGAGCGGAUCGGCUAGAUACUCUGGUUGAGUCCGGAUUCGCGGUGAGGAACCUGUGUGCGACCAUCCAAGCAUCUGGGCUGCCGGAAUAUACCUGCAACGUUAUCCUGCUGAAGGAGUUGAUCGUGAAGCUGCCGUCGGCCACGUGCAUCGAGUGGGCGAGGCACCAACAGCAGCUGCCCUCUGUUACGCUGUCGGACUUCGGAAGGUGGAUCGGCGAGUUGGCUGCAGCACUCAGCAGGGUAGUUCCGGUGAAGAGCGAACGUUUCGAACGCAGUGGAUCCGGCGACUCGGAUCGUCGGAGCAGUGUGAAACCGGUACGACCAGAUCAGCGCCAGCCCACCACCGCACGUUUGAACAUGCACGCCGCCACCACGAGCAGUAGGUACCCACAUACAAAUGUUUCUAAAUGUUCAGCCUGCCAGGGAGAGUGUGCCGCACUGGAUACAUGCCAGCGAUUCCAAACGAUGACCGUCGCUGAAAGGAAGGAACAUAUAAGAGAUAAGAAGCUAUGCCGAAAAUGUCUCAAGUACCAUAAGGGGUGGUGUCACCUUAAAACAGUUUGCGGAUCCAAUGGGUGCGAGGCAAUGCACCAUAGGUUGCUACAUGGUUCUCUGGGAAUGACCAAUACAACAGAAAAGCAUUGUCUUACUCAUUCCGGCUCCAACGAUCGCACUUUGUUCCGCUACGUACCGGUAACGAUGUAUGGGAAGGAUGGCAGGACGGUUCGAACGUACGCCUUUCUCGACGAAGGUUCGUCAUCGACCUUCAUCGAUCAUAGCCUGAUGGACGAAUUAGGGCUGAUCGGAACGUCACGGCCAUUGUGUCUCAAGUAG
Anopheles moucheti is the source of this 1551-nucleotide messenger RNA. RefSeq lists its product as uncharacterized. Lineage: Eukaryota; Metazoa; Arthropoda; Insecta; Diptera; Culicidae. The record is from RefSeq and is a predicted model, not a curated record. The coding region runs from base 1 to 1551 and encodes 516 amino acids. The transcript is spliced from 2 exons.